GUGUGCUCAGGCUGGAGCAGUGAGAGGAUGGGUGACCGGCCGGGUGAUUAGAGAGUAGAGGUUAAAUUGAGCUGUGAUGAGGGGUGAUUAGAGAGUAGAGGAGAAAAAACUUAAAUUUUUUUUUUUCAAAAAAUACCUUUAGUCCUGGUUUGUGUUACCAACCGGGACUAAAGGUGGAGCUCCAGAUAGCGGCCACGUGGAGGGCCUUUAGUCCCGGUUCGUAUAAGAACCGGGACUAAAGGGGGGGGGGCCUUUAGUGAUGACCCUUUAGUCCCGAUUCCAGAACCGGGAGUAAAGGCUCUCUAGAACCGGUUCGAAUGGCCCUUUUUCUAGUAGUGGCAUGUCAAAAUGGCACAUUAGAUUCCCUCAAGUUGAGCUAUUACUACAUGAAGCGGGAGUUCAAAAUUUGUUUUGCAUAUUUGGCGGCAUUUCCCAAGGGCUUCCUUAUAGACACCAACCGUCUGAUCCAGCAAUGGUAUGCUCUUGGAUACAUUUAUUCAGAACAUGAUGGUGAAAGAUGCAUCAACUACCUUCUUGGGAUGUCCUUUCUUCAGAUUUCAGGACAUCCUAUGGUUAAUCAAGGUCCAGUGCAUGCCAAUGUUUCUCGGAAGCUUACCAUGCAUAAUCUGGUACAUGAUCUUGCCUCAAAAAUUAUUGACGAUGAAUUCCUUGUUCUGGAUCCUGAAGCAAAUGGAGCAAGGAGUUGGAAAAAAGCUAUUCAUUGCCGGCAUGCAGAGUUGAUACAAUACGAGAAUCAAUCCAAUGUUUUCGAUUGUCUGCCAAAAAAUCUUAGAUCACUCCAUAUUAGAGAUUUUCAGAAGUGGCAACUCCCCCCAAAGGCAUUUUCUCGAUCCAAGUACAUACGUGUCUUGGACCUAGCAUGUUCAGCACGGCAACUCACUGAAGGCCAAUCUACGUCAAGCAACAUUAUGCUGCCACGUUCCAUCAAAAACCUGAAGCUACUUAGGUACCUUGAUUCCACGGGAUUGCCAGUUCCUUUACUUCCUAAGUCUGUGUAUACACUUCAGAAUAUGGAAACUCUGAUUAUGUCCAAUUGCUCACUCGAAACCUUGCCUGACAAUAUCUGUAGCCUCCACAGACUUCGUUAUCUGGACCUAUCCGGUAAGCUCUCUAAACUCUCUUUCCUCAACUUGUCUGGGUGUUCCAUCCUCCAAGUGCUGCCUAAAUCCAUCUGUGAGCUGGCAUCUUUAGAAUAGCUAGAUAUCUCAGAGUGUUGUGUCAUUCAAAACCUCGAUGAUAAAUUUGGUAGCCUUCUACAACUCAUAUUCCUAAACUUAUCAGGGUGUUUCAUGCUCCAAGAGUUGCCUGAAUCCAUCUGCCAGCUGACAUGUUUACAACACAUAGAUGUUUCAGAGUGUCGUGCCAUUCGAAACUCCCUGACAAAUUUGGUGCCCUUUUGAAACUCAUAUUCCUAAAUUUGUCAGGUUGUUCCAAGAUAACCAAACUACCUGACCAUCUUAAACUUGAGUCUUUAGAGCAUAUGAACUUAUCAAAUUGCCACGAGCUAGAAAACCUGCCAAAAGAUUUUGGCAACCUUCAAAGACUUGGGUUCUUGAGCCUUUCUGAUUGCUACAAGGUUUCAUUGCUGCCAGAAUCAUUUUGCCAACUUUUUCAUUUGAAAUCCUUAGAUCUUUCAGACUGCCAUGAGCUCAGGGAACUUCCUGAGUAUUUUGGUAACCUUUUUGAGCUUGACUCUUUGAACCUAACAAGUUGUUGCAAGCUGCAAGUACUGCCCGAGUCAUUGUGCAAGUUGUCUAAGCUGAGGUGUCUCAAUUUGUCUUAUUGUAUGAGGCUUGAUAAGCUCCCAUCCUCGUUCGGUGACCUUAAGCUUCAAUCGUUGGACAUCUCUUCUACAGUAUCUCUCAAUGCCUUGCCGGAUAGCAUUACUGAAAUGACAAGUCUCACUCGAUUUGGGGCCACGGAAGGAACUCCAAAAGUGAUUGCCAGCUUUCGCAAAAUUCAAAAGCAUCUUAAUUUUCCAGGAAUAAUAGAGCAUGGUGUACAAGAGAUAGAAAAUAAAGGAUGCAGCAGUAUAGUGAAACUUGCACAGUUGACUUGUUAUCAGAUGCAUGUUUCACAGCUUCAGAAUGUUAGGAAUCCAGAAGACGCGGAGAUAGCAAAGUUGCGUGAUAAAUCAGAUCUGAGGCAACUAACUCUUCGCUGGGGAAACCAGGGAGGCGAGGGUAAAUCUAUAUUGGAGAAUCUCGUACCUCCCCAGACUCUUGAUUCUUUUUGUCUAGGCGGAUAUAUGAGCAAGGAUUUCCCUAAAUGGAUGUCAGACAUCUCUUCCUACCUCCCUUCUCUCACCUACCUCGGCCUUUGUGAUUUAGGAACAUGUGAUACUCUUCCUUCAUUUGGGCAGCUGCCAAAUUUAAGAGGCAUAUCGAUGGAAAACAUUCCCAAUGUCAGGAAAAUAGGCAAGGAAUUCUUUGGGCGGGGCAGAAAGUGUAUAAAAUUAAGAUCCAUACAGUUGUGGUUGAUGGAGAACUUGGCUGAAUUGUGGACAACAAGGUCAGGUGAAGAAAAUGAAGAGUUCUUAAUUCCGAAUUUGCACCAUUUGUCUGUAUUCAACUGCCGAAAUUGAAGUUUCUACCAUAUCCGCCAAGAAGUAUGAUCUUGUACUUGGAAAACAUUGAUGAGAUUAUUCCAGAAGAGGAUUUGGGAAGCUUUCAUCUUCUGCUCUUCCUUUUGAUAUGGUAAUAAAUAAUUGCAGUUUUUCUCCAGACAAUUGGGAUUGACUUCAUCACUUCCCCAGCCUUGAAUUAUUUCAAGUCAAAUCCUGCAACGGCUUGAGGGCAUUGCCAGAGGUCAUUAGAUGCUUCACCUCUCUGAAAAGCCUGACUUUGCAGUCGUUGAAGGAAUUGGAGUCACUACCGAAAUGGUUGGGGUCCCUUAUUUCCCUGCAACGUGUAAUCAUCAGGGAUUGUCCGAAGAUAACAUCUCUCCCUGAAAGCAUCAAGAACCUUACUGCUCUGAAAGUGCUAGUGUUGCAGGGGUGCAAAGGCUGGGACAUAUUGCCGGAAUGGAUAGGGCAGCUCACUGCCCUACAAAUUAUUGAAAUCAUUGAUUUCCCCAACCUGACAUCUUUGCCUGAAAGCAUGAAGGACCUUUCUUCUCUAACAGAGCUUUAUAUAAAGGACUGCCAAUGCCUAGUUAUGUUGCCAGAAUGCCUAGGACAGGUCAUUUCCCUGCAAAAACUUCGCAUCAUCAAUUGUCCCAACUUGACAUCUUUGCCAGAAAGCAUGAAGGACCUUUCUUCUAUAACAAUGCUUUGUAUAAAGGAGUGCCGAGGCCUAGCUACGUUGCCAGAAUGCCUUGGGCAGCUCAUUACCCUGCAAGAUAUUUCCAUCAUCAAUUGUCCCAACCUGACAACUUUGUCUGAAAGCAUGAAGGGCCUUACUUCUUUAACAGAUCUGUAUAUAAAGAAGUGCCAAGAGAACUAGCUGUGCUGCCAGAAAGCCUAGGGCAGCUCAUUACCCUGCAAGAUAUUUCCAUCAUCAAUUGUCCCAACCUGACAACUUUGCCUGAAAGCAUGAAGGGCCUUACUUCUUUAACAGAUCUGUAUAUAAAGAAGUGCCAAGGACUAGCUGUGUUGCCAGAAAGCCUAGGGAACCUCAUUACCCUGCAAAAACUUCACAUCAUCAAUUGCCCCAAGCUGACAUCUUAGCCGGAGAGGAUGAAGGACCUUGCUGCUCUAAAAGAACUUUGGAUAGAGAGGAGUGCGAAGGCCUAGAUGUGUUACCUGAAUGGCUUGGACAACUCACUUCCCUACAAGAACUUAACAUCAACGAUUGCCCCAACCUGACAUCUUUACCUCAAAGCGUACAAAACAUUACCGUCGUGAAGGAACUCCACAUUUGGGGCUGUCCUAUUCUGAUCGAGAGGUGCCAAGGGGAAGAUGCUGGCCUUGUUUCUCACAUCCAAAAAGUCACGUUACAUUAUGAACCAGAAGAAUGAGAGAAACUUACUGCCUUGAAGGAACUCUAGAUUUGGGGACUCCCAAAUCUUGUUCAGAAGCUCCAAGGAGAGGACGCCCUGAAGAUUUCUCACAUCCCAGCAGUUAUAGUGAAUGGUGAGCGGUGGUCAACUUCUCAGCAAGCAGGAGAGGAAUAAGGUGGAAGUAUGGAAUUGAUGGCCGCAACGUGGAGAGCGAAAGGAAACAAACAACCAAAGCACAUGGCAGUAAUAUACUGAAUGAUGGUGAUGCGGCAGCGGGCGUCGAGAUCCAUUGCCAUGAGAUCCUGUUCACCUGUUGAUCAGCAUGCAGGUCUGAUCCAGUGGCAGCAACUACAGUGGAGGAGGCACGAACAGGCCCACAUCUUUCCGAAAAUCCUGUCAUGUUUGCUACCUUCCAGAUGUUUUCUUUUUUCAUAUUUGGAGAUAGGGGAUGUGGUUGAGAUGGUAAUAGCAGAGCAUGGAGAGGAAAGUUAAGUUUCUGCUGGGAUUAGCACCUGCAAAGUAAAGUUGUGAUGAGGAAACAAGGUGCCUUGCAGGAGAAAGUUUCAGAGCAUCCACGCUGAUCUUUGAAAAUUCACAGCUGAGGGUGAGCAACAGAAGGAGCUGGAGGCACGGAUUUCAACGUGGGAAGAUCGAAUGGACCACUGCCCUUGAAAAGCAGGAUAGAAACUGCCCGCUUCUCUGUAUAUGUGUUUUGUAUGGAGAGUAAGUGAAACCGUCGACACAUUCUCAUCAAGAGCUUAUAACCCAUCAACGCUGCUACAACAUUCUCUGCACUUGUCCAGGUGGAACCGCAAAACUGUUGGUCUGGUCGGCUAGGACAAGGGUCGGAUUGAGUCGAGAACUCGAGAUGAGAGUUGAAGGCGAAGGUCAAAGAUCUCCGUCACGCGUCAGAUGCAACAAGAAAAGGAUGAGGAUGCACAACAUGAAACACUAUGGAAACAGUAUGAGAAGGAUGACGUUAUCGCUCUAAACCCUGGUCACAACACUUGGACUACAACGGUAUACAGCCUUGUACAUAUGUGCGAUUCUGCCAAGAAUCGAACCUAUUAUUAUUGACUGUAUUCCACCCGCCGCCAAAUAAAUUAGCCAGACGAGGCAGCUGGACUGGGAUUUGGAAUCCGGAGUGUGCUACGCCGGAGUUCUGAUGUCUCCUCUAUUGUAUGUCGAGUGUAUGUCAGCUAAGGUGCACCAUUGUAGUGUCCUGUACGUCAUGACUCAUGACUUGGGCCUAGCUACAAUGGGUGGUCAUUGGGUUUUCCCUGGUUUGAGUUAAUUCCACGCGAUUGGAACUCUGUCUAUGGCCAGCUGGAGUCCCAAGUAUUCUUCUUAUUUUACCUGAAAGACUGUAUUGCUCU
Messenger RNA from Aegilops tauschii subsp. strangulata, 5336 nucleotides. The record is from RefSeq and is a predicted model, not a curated record. NCBI's taxonomy places the organism in Eukaryota, Viridiplantae, Streptophyta, Magnoliopsida, Poales, Poaceae.